Molecule: messenger RNA, 1938 nt
Organism: Cynoglossus semilaevis (tongue sole)
Lineage: Eukaryota; Metazoa; Chordata; Actinopteri; Pleuronectiformes; Cynoglossidae
Product: tumor necrosis factor receptor superfamily member 14-like
Exons: 8
Coding region: 123-902 (259 amino acids)
Biological process (GO): immune response; positive regulation of T cell migration; positive regulation of cytokine production involved in immune response
Cellular component (GO): external side of plasma membrane; membrane
Molecular function (GO): transmembrane signaling receptor activity; protein binding
Source: RefSeq, a predicted model, not a curated record
UGUUGUGCGGCAAAAGACGCAAACUGGUAGAUGUAAACAAUCGAUAAUGACAACAAAAGACAAGAAUAUUAAAUCGCCCGAGGGAGAUCAGACGAAAUUGUUGUAUAGAGAUUUACACAAUUAUGAAGGCAAGAUACUUGGAGAAGUUUUACAAAACAGGAAGUGCGCCGAAGUAUUCAUUCAAGGACUUGUUCAAGGACGUAACGAAUACAAACGAAUCUGGACAAAGGACGACAGAAAAGAAAAAGACGAAAUCCAUGGUGCUCGGAAUCGUCCUUGUUACACGGGCUCUAGGUUGCCUCCCAACAGAGUACCAAAGUGGAGAUAGGUGCUGCGAUACAUGUGAGCCAGGAGCCUUCGCCAAAAGUCACUGCACGGCCACCAGGGGCACCUCCUGUAGUCCCUGUGUCGAAGGAACGUUCACGAAUGAUUAUAAUGGAGAGAAGGAAUGCUUUGCAUGUACACUGUGUAGUACAGACUUGGGUCUAAAGACUCUGACCCCAUGCACAGUGGUGCAGGAUACAACAUGUGAACCUCUGGACGGAUUCUUCUGUAUAAACAGGACAGAGAACCACUGUACAGCAGCACAGAACCACACGAGGUGUCAACCAGGACAGUACAUCAGAAAUAAUGGAACAGCAGCCGCAGACACUGAGUGUUCUGACUGCCCUUCUGGGACAUUUUCUAAUGGUACAUUUACUGUCUGUCAGCCACACACACGGUGUGAACACAGAAAGCUUUCCACCGCAACAGAAGGAACUACUUCAACUGAUGCUCAAUGUGGGGAAAACAAUGUCCUGGCAAUCGUGGGCCUUUUAAUAGGAUGUUCAAUACUGUUUAUUUUUAUAGGAGGAAAUAUAGUUGAUACAAGGAAAAAAAGAAGAUGGCUUACAUAUAGAUAAUGAUCAACUGUUUUUCAUUGGUUUGUUACAGAAAAUGAAUUCAUUGAUCCCGCAAGCUGUAUUCAGAUAAAUGGAACCAGGAACAUAGUUACUGCACAUAAAACUGGCAGUGACAGUGUUUCAGUGUUUGGACAAACCACUAGGGCUGUUAGGAAAGAUCAUGUGGAGUUGAUAGCCCCUUGUAAAUUGGAUUACUUCUUGAGUUGUGUUUCCUGAUGUCUUAUCCUUGACAACCAGACGUUUGAGGAUCUUUUCUUGACUUUGAGAAUCUUCAUGGAAGUUUGUUUAAAUGCAACAACAUAAGGGCCAAAACAUGAAAUGAGUCCACCAGCUGCCAAGUUACCACUGAGGUGCUGUUCACUUUGCUGAUGGGUUAAAAGCUUAUUGGUCACAUUUUGUUGUGUGCACAAUGACCUUCACUUAAGUAUUAUCAGUCUCUUUAAGCUUUCUUUUUUUUCUCAAUACAAUGGCAAUAUGUGCAAUUAUUUAAUAGUUUAUUUAUAACGGCAAAACGGCUUUAAAAACAUCUCAUGGAAUGUAUGUAAAUAUUACGUGUUUCUUUCUAUCUGUACUGUACCUUGCCACUGUGAAACUACUCAGCACAACACAGGCUGUACUUCCUGUGCCUGAAACAUUUUAAACUGACAAAGACAAUGAUGGCGAACUUCUACACCUCCAUCAUCAUCUAUCGUCCACUUUUUUUAUCUAUGGUACUACUGCUCUGUUUACAUCCUACGGCAGUGGUUCUCAAACUGUGGUACGCAUACCACCAGUGGUACGCGCGCACCCCUCGAGUGGUACGCAGGGAAAAUUCACAUUUUCACAAUAACAUUUUCAACUGAAUAAAUCUGAAACAUACCAUGGACAAUUAAUACAACAUUUAAUCAUAAACAUCUUUGUAAACAUUCCUCAGGUGGUACAGAGUAGAAAAGGUUUGAGAACCACUGCCCUACUGUUACUGUAUUUGCCUGUUGCACUGUAUACCAAAACAAAUUCCUCUUUUGUGAAAAUAAAAAUGUCUCUGAUUCUGAUUAUA